AUGCUUCUAGAAUUAGUAGUUUGUGUAACAAAUAAUCAAAGUGUUGUCUUUGUACAGGUGUUUGUGGAGAGGUUCUCUCAAGGUCUGCAGGCUGAAUAUAAAGCAAAAGGAAUCAUGAUACAGGUGCAGUGAUACAUCCAAGCAUCAGUGUGCAUGGAUCUAUUUUACAUUCAUAUAGAAGGGGGAGGGCACUCAAAUGGACUGACUGUGUAUGGACUGACUGUGUAUUGGCACGUUCAUCCCCCCUCAUCUCCCCUGUAACUAUUCCCCAGGUCAUUGCUGUAAAUCAGAAUGUUUUCUCAGUCAACUUACCUGGUAAAAUAAGGGUUAAAUAAAAUAAAAUAAAUAAAUGUAUUCAUUAGUUUGUACUCGGGAUCUUCUAUCAGAGCAGGGGUCAAUUCGAUGUGAAUUCAGGAGGUGAGUUGAAAUUCUAGCUAAAUCAAGAAUUGAAAAAUCAUAAGGAAAAUAAAUGGCAUUUUUCAAUUCUUGAAUUUGAAGUUAAAUUCACUUGCCCACUUGACUGAAUUAAAAUGGAACUGGCCUCAACACUGUCUACUCUAUAUGUCUGCUUUACUCUAUUUUUCAUUCCUGUGUCUCUGUGUCCAGGCAGUGGCUCCAUUUGGGGUGUCCACCCACAUGACGGGCUACCAGAAGCCCAACAUGGUGACCCUGACAGCGGAGGACUUUGUCAGGACAUCCCUGGUGUACCUCCAAGCCGGGGACAAGACCUACGGCAGCAUCUGUCACACAGUACUGGUAGAACACAUGAGAACAUUUACACAUAUGGAAAGUAGGAGUAUUUACCUUGUUUUCAGUCAUUGAAACAGGUGUGUGUGUGUGUGUGUGUGUGUGUGUGUGCACGUGUGUUGUCUCUACAGGGUUGGAUGGUACAGGCUGUUCCUCAGCAGAUCCUCCACAGUGAGACCAUGCAGGACAGUCUACUGGAGUAUGUGAAGAAAAGAGUGGGGUCAUAG
This is a messenger RNA of Coregonus sp. 'balchen', 974 nucleotides long. The record is from the annotation of a GenBank genome assembly. Lineage: Eukaryota; Metazoa; Chordata; Actinopteri; Salmoniformes; Salmonidae.